Messenger RNA from Pantherophis guttatus, 9932 nucleotides. RefSeq names its product synaptotagmin 4 (gene SYT4). The record is from RefSeq and is a predicted model, not a curated record. Gene Ontology annotation, cellular component: synapse; plasma membrane; axon. Gene Ontology annotation, biological process: calcium ion-regulated exocytosis of neurotransmitter; vesicle fusion. Gene Ontology annotation, molecular function: SNARE binding; phosphatidylserine binding; calcium ion binding. Lineage: Eukaryota; Metazoa; Chordata; Lepidosauria; Squamata; Colubridae.
CAACCACGUCUUCGGGCUCCGAGCUCGGUGAGUCAGAAGACCCGAACCAGCGGACAAGGGCUCACGAAUCGCUGUGACGGAGGGGAGCACCCGAUCAGGCCUGCCCUCCCUUCAGUCUCUCUCUCUUUCUCUCUCUCCCCCUCCCACCCGCGUUUCCUCUCUCUCUCUACCUCCUCCUCCUCCUCCUCCUCCUCUUUCCCAAACCUUCCCGGAUCUUUCGGGCUGGUGUCGGCAUCGCGUCGGGAAAGAAGUCUCCCCUGUUUUGGUUGGUGGGCUUGCGCGCGUCUUUCCUUUUGCGCCGGGAUCCGCCGGAGGGAAAGAGAAGGGAAAAAGAAACCUUCAGCACCUUGGACAGCGCUUCAGCACCUUGGACAGCGCACGCGAGCAAACAACAUGGCUCCGAUUACAGCCAGCAGAGAAGAAUUUGAUGAAAUCCCAACCGUGGUUGGGAUCUUCAGCGCCUUUGGGCUGGUCUUCACUGUCUCGCUCUUUGCUUGGAUCUGCUGCCAACGCAAAUCUUCAAAAGCCAACAAGACUCCUCCUUAUAAAUUUGUCCAUGUGCUGAAGGGGGUUGAUAUUUAUCCGGAGAACCUCAACAGCAAGAAGAAGUUUGGCGCAGAGGACAAAGGGGAAGCCAAAAACAAGCCUAUCAUGACAAAGACGUCUCUGCAUCUUGACCUGGAGAAACAAGAUCUGAAUGGCAACUUCCCAAAAACGAUCCCUAAAGUACCAACUUCUUCAGAUGUUGAGGGCUUUACUCCAAAACUCUUUCCUGAGAGGGAAAAAGAUUCGGUAUCUCCUGACAGCUUGAAGUCUACCACCUCAAUAUCUUCUGAAGAAAAGCAAGAUAAAUUAGGGACUCUCUUCUUCUCCCUAGAGUACAACUUCGAAAAGAAAGCUUUCAUGGUGAACAUCAAAGAAGCAAGGGCCUUACCAGCCAUGGAUGAACAAUCCAUGACUUCUGAUCCAUACAUCAAAAUGACAAUACUGCCAGAGAAGAAGCACAAGGUGAAAACUCGAGUGCUGAGGAAAACCUUAGAUCCAGCUUUUGAUGAAACUUUCACCUUUUAUGGAAUCCCUUAUACUCAAAUUCAAGAUCUGAGUCUCCAUUUUAUGAUUCUGAGUUUUGACCGGUUCUCCCGCGAUGAUGUCAUCGGAGAAGUCCUGUUUCCCUUAUCAGGAAUCGAGUUGUCUGAAGGAAGGAUGCUGAUGAACAAGGAAAUCAUCAAGAAAAAUGUUAGGAAGUCUUCUGGACGUGGUGAAUUGCUGAUCUCACUUUGUUAUCAGUCUACAACAAAUACGCUGACAGUGGUUGUUUUAAAGGCGAGGCAUCUACCUAAGGCUGAUGUUUCGGGAUUAUCAGACCCGUAUGUCAAAGUCAACCUUUACCAUGCCAAGAAACGGAUCUCCAAAAAGAAGACGCACGUCAAGAAGUGUACCCCCAACGCGGUGUUCAACGAACUCUUUGUCUUUGAUAUUCCCUGCGAGGGUCUCGAGGAGAUCAGCAUCGAAUUCUUAGUACUGGAUUCAGAUAGGGGCUCCCGGAACGACAUCAUCGGCCGGUUAACCUUGGGGGCUUCAGCGGAAGGCACGGCGGGAGAGCAUUGGAAGGAGAUCUGCGAAUAUCCCAGGAGACAAAUUGCGAAAUGGCACAUGCUGUGCGACGGCUAACCAAGGAAGGAGAGGGAGAAGUUGGACCUUUUCAAAGAGAAAUCCCAUAGGCAAGGAUUCGUUUUCUUUCUUUGCAAUGUAUAAUCACAGGCUUGUGCUCUUGGGGGGAGAGGGGUGGGGGAAAUCUUUAUUGUUAUCGUUAUUGUUAAGACCGGAUCGAACUAUCCCAACAGAAGGCAACUGACAUUUUGGUUGAGGUUCUCCUCUUCCUCCUCCUCCUCCUCUUCUUCUUCAUUCUUUUUUUAUUUUGCAAAAAUCAAACCAUCAUCCUAUAUCACAGGUUUCUAUUCUGCAAGAGAACACACCACUUUAGAGACACAUCCACUACUAUAACCACAAAUUGAAACUGGUUUCUUUCUAUUUUUUUUUUUUAAACAAAUAGAUUAGGAAACUUAGAUCAUCGUUGUCACCUAGAUGAUACGACAGCCUCGUUUUGAUACAUGCUCGGAGAGAAACACCUGUGUUCUUUGUAAAGUCGAAAACAUGAAGCGAAUUAACGGAAAAGGACUAAAAAAAAAAUAAUAAUGCGCAAACGGGAAGGAAGUUCAUCCUUCGAUUUGAUUUUGUUUUUCCCCUACCCGCUUAUGAAACCGUAAGGGUUCAUUCAUACUUUAAUACAAAGAGUUGGGAUUAUUUUUGAACAUUUCAUAUUAUUACCAGCCUAACCUGUUCCUUUCCCAACUAGGAGGUGACAUCUUUUAAACUUUACACAAAGGAGUAAAGAUAAAGUAAAGGAGAAUGCAUUUUUGAGAUACAUGCAAUCAGCAAUUAUACUACCAUCCUUGGUACGGUUCACUUUGUUUAAUCAAGGGCUUAGAAGGGAAUAUAGGUGGUGUAAAUUUUACUAGGAGGUUAGGGAGGUUUGUGCUUUUACAUAUAGCCUAUGGUGAUUUUUUUUUUUAAAAUGCAUUUAUUUUAUCCUCUCCUCCCCCCACUCCCCGCUUCCAGCAUAAUACACGUUUCUCCCCCAGAUCUAACCAGGUGAAUAUACUGUAGAAAGUUAUAUAAGAUAUUGCUCUUUUUUACCUGGUAUAUUUUGAAACAGCUCUGGAUCAAACUGAAACUUGUUUCUAUUUGUUUUAUUAUGCGAGACCUAAAAACAAAAAGCAAACAAAAAAAAAAAUUAAAAAAUUCUAAAAAGAAAAAAAAAAACCAAGAAAAAAGUUAGGAUAUACAUACCAAGCACUGAUUCUUUUUAAAAACGAUGCCAUUAUCACUGGGUAAAUAUGGGAUUUUAGCAGAAUCGGGCUCGCGGUGAGCUUUUACACCUCGCGCUAACUCACAUUGUAGAUAAGCUGUUUUGCUGUAGCAAUUCAAGUAGCUCCAUGCAGGUACUCCUCGACUUACGACCACAAUUGAGCCCCAAAUUUCUAUUGCUGGGUGAGAUGUUUGUUUUGCUCCAUUUUAUGACUGUUCUUGUCACCGUGGUUAAGUAAUUCACUGCAGGUGUUAAACUAGGAAGAUGGUUGUUAAGUGAAUCUCCCUUCCCCAUUGUCAGAAGUUUGCAAAAGGUGAUCACAUGACUCUGGGACAUUCCUAAAUAUGAGCCACUUGCCAAGUGUCUGAAUUUUGUUCGGACCUAGGCUUCCUUAGAAAGCAUGAAGCAAAAUCUUAAGUUUGGCCAAACCUCUUUUAUUUAAAUGACUGUGAAUUACUGUCAUUCACAGUCAACAAGGCUUUGGCAAACAGUCUUUCAGAGGAAUGUUUAUCAACACCCACCGUAUCUCACUUGGAAUGCUGCCAGAGAACCAAUUUCCAAACGCAGGGCAAGGCCAAACUCGGAACAGAGUCUAUUUGAGUCACGAACAGAACUUUCCAAUCUUGAAUCGAACAAAUGAACUAAUUGCUUCCUGCAAAAGCCCACGUCCCGUUCACUCCUCUUUUAUGUCCUAUGAGAGGGGCCAAUUAUCUCCAAGGUGUGGCCCUACUCCCGAAUCGACCCUGCUUUCUUAAUUGGUCUUUUCUUCUGGCAGCUCUGCGCAUGCGCACACUGGGAAUGGGCUCCAGCUGUUCCUCUGCCUUGCUGCUGUCUAACUCCCUCUCUGCCUCCAACGCAGAGCCUUCAUCCGAGCUUUCCUUAUCCCCCAGGACUGGCCUAAGUUCCUCCCCAACCUCCUCACUGUCCGAUUCUGCUGCCAACUCCGCUGGCCGGCGGUGGGCCACAACAGAAAUGCUGAAAUGGGCGUAAGUGUGAAAAACGUCAUAAGUCACUUUUUUGGUGCCGUUGUAACUUUAAACGUCACUAAAUGAAUUGUCAUAAGUCGAGGACUACCUAUAUCAUUUGUGCCAUUGGGUGACUGUUGAAAAUCAGAGGGGCGUAGUGUCAGAGCUAUCCUGUCAAUGCAAGAUAUAUGCAUCAUACGAUCAUUAUUAUUUUUUUACAGGUAUGAGUGGGUGGUAUGGAAUUAAGUUUAGGAACCUACCUUCCAUCCAGUCAUGUCAGCUCAAGGAUGUGUACUUUCCUCCUACUUCCCUUAGGAAUCUUCCUGACUAACUAUUUUUAGACAGAGAAACCCAGAUUGCGUGAGCUCCCGGUGGGCCACUUUCCAUAUCUGAUGGGUUGGACAUCAUGUGGUGGGUACCAGAAUGCACUGGCCAAUGCAACUUACCAUAUUCUUCAGAGUAUAAGAGCACUUUUUCCCCCCAAAAAGAAGGUGAAAAUCUGGGUGCGUCUUAUACUCCGAAUGUAGCCCCGCCCAGCUUCUCAAAUGGAGGUUUCAGAGGCUGAAAAAGCAUCAGAAAUAAAGCUUCAAAAAAGAAGCCGCCAAACAGAACUUCAGAAAAGAAGCCUCCAAACAGAGCUUCAGAGGCUUUUUUUCUGAAGCUGUUUCAGAGGCUUUCAGAGGCAGAAAACAAAGUUUUUUUUUGAAACGGAGUUCCAGAAGUUUCAGAGGCAGGAAAAAAAGCAAAAAAAAGCAAGGCACAGAGCUCACAACCAAGGAACCUGUUCCUAAAAUUCACCUCUGGGAACAGCUGAUUGGGGGAUUCCGGGAGGCCGAUCCACCUGCCAAUCAGCUUUUUUUCUUAUUUUCCUCCCCAAAAACUAAGGUGCGUCUUAUACUCCGGUGCGUCUUAUACUCCGAAAAAUAUGAUUUGUGCAAAAAAUGUACCCAGCUUGUUCACCCAUGAAACUUACUUAUAUGUUUACAUAGAAACUCUUUUAAAAACCGAGAGAUCAGCACAAUUGCAGUAGUCCAGUGCCCAAUCCUAUUCCUUGCAGGUGGGUGGAAAGACGUAAUUCUUUAUUCCAGUGAAAUUUAGCAUAUCCUCCAAAAUCACCUUUGGAGGCAGAUAUGGUUUAGUGCUAGGCAGAACAUGUGGAAUAUUGCAUGGGGCGAACACAACGGCCCAUAUUUUGAGGGGAUCAGUCAUAUAGGUAGAAAUCAAUGGGAUAUAAUUGUUCUGAUUAUGGGAUCCUUCACACUGGAAUAUAAUACUCUGUGGAAGGAAUUCUCAACAAACUGUACAGCAGUGGCCAAAAUUGUGGAACCUUUUUGGGAAAAGUGUAUUUUCUAAAACUAGCUAAUCACACCACUAUUUCUUGGAGUAGUACCAUAAAAUUAUAUAUCAAUGGAAAGAUAAUUGAAUCAAGAAUGUAAUGCAAUCACUUUUAUGAAGGAUUUGCUAUUAGAAUAGCAGUUACAGUAUAAAGAAGAAAAGUGAAACACGUAGAAAAAAUGAGAUAUACAAAAAUGAUGACCAUAGAAAAAAACGAGAUAUACAAAAAUGAUCCCCAUAUCAGUUAAUACUUAGUUGGGUAACCUUUAGCAUGAAUGAUGGCCUUACAACAUCUUCCCAUGGAGUGAACCAAGCUUUUUAGUUCUGCAGCUGUUAUGAUGUGAAACCAAGAUUGAAGAUGUCUUCUAUUAACUGGGUUUUAUUGCUGGAUCGCUUCUGACUAACCAGUUUCUUUAGUCGGCUCCAUAGAUUUUCAAUUGGGUUAAGGUCUGGGUUCUUCCCAGGCCGUUCCAGCAGUGGAAAAGGAUUAUCUUGAACCCCCCCCCAAAAAGUGGCUUUAUUAGCCAUCAAACCUGCAAAAUACACUUUUCCCAAAAGGUUUCCACAAUUUUGGCCACUACUGUAGUGGAAACAACAAACCUGGAAAUUUAGAUACGCAGAGUUCCAUGUUGAGAAAUGGGCCAUUCUACAAGAGAUAUGUCUAGUGAAUGAUUUGGAGAAGACAGUUGUGAAAGCAGUAUGAAUAAGGGAAUGGUGGGAUCCCUAGAGAUAUGCAUGGAAAAAAUAAUAAUAAAAUUAUCUUGACCUAGUUUCCAUUGGCCUGUAUUUGGAGUUUAAGACAACCUAUGUACAAGAACAUAAACCUUGUUCCUUAGAUAAAAGUGUUGCUAAAAUGAGGGCAUGUUCAUUCAGGGAUAGACAAUAUUUUGGUGGCAAGGACUACCCAAUUUUUAGGGAAGCCCAAGGCCCACGAAAUGUUGGCGACCUUUUCACAUACGGGGAUGGGUCUUCGCUUUUAAGGGUCAGAUGUCUAUUUUUGGUCUUGCAAUGCAAUUUUUAAUCCGUUUCCCAACUGCAAAUGGCAGGAGGCUGUGAGGUCAUUUUUUUCAACAGUCAUGGUCAUAAGACCAGGAAAAGAAGAUUUGGAGACCAUGUGUGGUCUUGAGGGUGCAGGUUGAUCACCCUUGAUCUACGUCUUCUUGGCCGCACAACCUUUAUGUGAAAUUUUAGGUGCUGAGAUGUUACUUUAGCCUUACAAGCAAAAAAAAAAAUGACAAAAAUGAUUUGUGCGAUUAGGGUCCCAUACCCAUGGAUUUCAAGGAGACACAAUGUCAAUUCGCAAAGCAUCCCUGGCCUGCUCUCGAGUUGCCAUAGGCCAGGGGGGAUAGGAAACUGGCAAAAAGGCAGCGAAAGACAGAUGCACAUUCCAUGCUUAUCUCUUUCAAGGCUGUAUCCCAGGGUUACCUACAGCAGCUGGAGGGGAGUGACCUCUACAACCCACAAAAUAGCUCCGUUGGAAUGUGAUUGAUGAGACACCCUGGGGGGGAGGGGGGAAACAGGGUCAUAAUUGGGGCGUGAAUUACAUAGGGUCAGAGCUGGUUUCACUUGGGAACGUGCGGACAUGAAGCUCCUAAUAAAUAACUGGAUUUCUUUUGAAGCUUGGCUCGAGGCUCAUGAUUUAAUGAGGGCAUCCAUCGGAACUCUGACAGCAAGCCAACUCUUGAACCCUGACACACAGCUGACCAAAAUCCAUAUUUUAAUUGACCAGAGAGCCAAAGUACUCCAAAACUUAAGGAACCAAGACUGGAUUAGCCCCAUCAAACAUGAACUAUAAAAUGGGGAUUCUGGUGAAGAAUUAGAAAUGGCUGUUACUAGAUUCAUCAUUGGCCAGAGCAGAAUCAGAAGAGACUGGAAUAUGAAAUAUGCAACAAAUAUUACUGAAAGAAUUCCACUUGGAGCCUUUCAGGGCGUUCUUCUUUUUUUUCGGUGGUGAUUUAUCCAGGUUUUUGAAUGAUGUGUUUGCUAUAAUGGUGUUUGUAUAAAUUCUAAGGCAUUUUCAGACAUGCUUUUUAUUAAAAUGCUCUAUGUAAAGGUAACUUGUAAUGCAACUUGUGUGUAUGAAGGGUUCAAAUCGAUUUUUUGUUCCAUUUUAGAAGAUUUGUAGGCCAACAUCUGUCCAGGCUUGAAAUCCUCAGACUGCUUACUCCAGGGUGGUCCUACUAGAGUAAAGAUGAAUGUGGGUCUAAGUCCCGUAAAUUCUACAAAGAUGACUUAGAAAGCUUCAAAUAAGCUUUCGGAGGAAACACAAAAAGGGUUAAUUCAUGAGUAGCUGAGAAGGUGGUCCUUUUCUUGGGGUGGGGUGGGCCGGUGGGGAGGAGGUUAAAUGUCAAGAGGACAGCCACAGUCAUGUGAUCAAAGCCGCACCCAUUUUUAAAUGUCUAUUCCAGACAUAAUAACAAGGGCAGGAAUUUAUGUGGCCCUUAACUAUCAUUGUGACUUUCCUCCCUCAUUAUCUGAGCUGAAUAGUUAAAGUAACUGAGCUAAAUAGUUUAAAUCAAAAUAUUGACAGGGCCGGUAGAACUCCUAAGCAGCCUUUACAGAAAUAAUCUCCAAUCCACUCUUAAUGAAAAGAUGGAUUUUAAAUAUCGGCAUCCUUAGCCCUAGAAAUAAUGGAACACCGCUAUCAAGAACUCCACAUAAAUUGGGAUUAUUUUCAUUGGAGUUCAAGAAAUGGUUGCGUUAAGAUUAAUAUCGGUGUGACCUAGCGAGUUUUGAAUGGCAUUCUGGGGUUCCUUACUCCUCAUUGAUAAGAUAAAUUAUGGAGAAUAAACCUCUUUGAAUGCUGGCUACUACUAACUGUUUUGACCACAUUUAAAGCUUGGUUUAGACUUGUCUGCAACUGCACAUAAAUGUUGACGCCUCUGAGAAGGGGUUGAUAGGUAAGUGUGGAUUGCAGAUGGGUUGACGCCCAGAUUCUCCCAAAUCUUAACUACACAUGGUGUGGAGAUGCACAUCCUUAGUGCAGAUGGGUUCAUCUGAUUUCCCGUUAAGAUUUUUUUUUAAGCACGGGGGAGGGGGGUCUCCAAACUUGGAGACUUUAAGAACGGUGGACUUCAUGGCUGGUUGAGGAAUUCUGGGAGAUGAAGUCCACCAUUCUUCAAAUUUCCAAAUUUGGAGACACCGCCCCCUCCAUUUUAGCACCAGAACAUUAACCUUUGCAGAAGUGUAUAAAUGCAACAGCUAUGCAACUGUCUCUGAAUGACAGACACAUACAUUCCCUGGUGUGCAGUGAGGCAGAAGUCUUAAGAGGACCUUCAAAGUCCUUGACUAACAAUGUUCAGAUGGCCCAAAACUUUGAAGGGCCACCCAUGGAAAUAGAGCAGAGGUCUUCAAACUUGGCAGCUUUAAGACGUGUGGACUUCAACUCCCAGAAUUCUGGAAUUGAAGUCCACACGUCUUAAAGCUGCCAAGUUUGAAGACCUCUGAAAUAGAGCGAAGAGCUUUCUUCAGACAUCUUGAGAACGUGCAGAGGUCCACACAGGAGGUCUCCACAGCUAGACAGUUUGGAAAUGUCUGUCUUGACACUUAACUAGCCUGUUUUCCCCAAAAUAAGACCUCCCCUGAUAAUAAGCCCAAUCGGGCUUUUGAGACACGGCAAUAAGGCCAAGCGCUUAUUUCAGGGUUAAAAAAAAUAUAAGACAGGGUCUUAUUUUUGGGAAAAUACGGUAGCAUCUCCUAGUACCAAAUCUCCUUGUACUGUCUCUUGAUAGUUUUAGCCAUGAGUUCCUUCUGGACUCAAAAAAAUUAAAAAAAAAAUCACUUCAGAACUGUUUGUUAUCUCUUCGUUUCCUUUUUAAAAAAAUAAUAAUAAUAAUAUAGGGUUGUGAUAAUUUGUCAUUUUGCCUCCCAGUGGGUAAUAAUUGGAUAUCCGACUUCUUUUGGUAGUUUGAAAGUAGUGUUUUAUAUUUUUUUUCCCCCUGCAAGGGUGUUGACAGCUGUCAGCGUGGGAAGGAACACUACUUUUAAUGUUAGGCUACUUGUAAAUAAGUUUCUAUUCUUUUUUUCAUUUUAUCCUUAAAAAAAAAAACACACACACACACAAAUAAGCAUUUGUCUCAGUGGUGGUAUUUAGCCAGUUCUAUCUGGUUCGGGCAAACUGGUAGCGGCGGCUGAGGGUGGCUCCACCCACCCGCCUGGAUGUAAUCACAUCCUAUUUAUCCAUGUUUUUGAUGCUCUACACAUGCGCCGAAGGCCCUGUGCAUGCACGGAAGGCCCUGUGCAUGAGCAGAAGGCCCUGUGCAUGUGCGGAAGUGACGCGUGCGAGUGGUUUACGAAACGGUAGCGAAGGGAAGGGAAGACCACCCCUGAUUUGUCUCGCCAUGUACCAGUUGUUGACCCACUGAGAACUCAAUGGGACUUAAAACAAAUAUACUCAUGCCUUUAAGAAAUAAGAGGGGGCGGGUGGGAAAUAAUAUUGCUGUUUUAUAAAGUACUUGGUCCUUCAUGUGAAUAUCUUGAAAUUUGUUAAGGAUACCGUCCUGUAUUAAACAUGUAAAAUAAUAUUUGUCUAAGUAGAGAUUGAAAGAAAAAACUUUAAAAAAAAAAACCACAAGUAAGGAGCUUAUUCAUGUCUGAAGAUCUGUUGUAUCUCAAUAGCCAAUUUGUUAAUGAUGUUGUACAUUCAAUAGAAGUUUUUGGGGAGAAGGCAUGGUGUCAGAGGAUUUGUAUGUCUUUUGUGGUUGGCUCUGUAUGUUGUCCCAUGUGUGUAAGAUCAGAAUAAACUGCUUCUUUCAUUCAUUCCA